Letharia columbiana is the source of this 828-nucleotide messenger RNA. RefSeq lists its product as uncharacterized. The transcript is spliced from 4 exons. Gene Ontology annotation, biological process: protein phosphorylation. Lineage: Eukaryota; Fungi; Ascomycota; Lecanoromycetes; Lecanorales; Parmeliaceae. The record is from RefSeq and is a predicted model, not a curated record. The coding region runs from base 1 to 828 and encodes 275 amino acids. Gene Ontology annotation, molecular function: protein kinase activity; ATP binding; protein binding.
AUGGUAGGAUUGGCACAUACCAUGGGAGUGAGCGUGGCAGAAAUUCGUUACUUCAAGAGCGCCAGACCGAGUGGAGGAACUGAGGGAUACAUGCCACCAGAAGUGAUAGACAGGACGCCGGAAAGAGAACGUAGAAGACGUCACCCUCACGAGCUCAUAGGACCGCAUUGCGAUGUCUAUUCUUUGGGAAAAUCCAUCCAGAAUGGAACAAAUCUGCUCGGUCUACAUUACCAAACCCUCAAAUUCUUAGACACGAAACUCAACCGCUUCGAACCUGAAACCAGACCAAGAUUGGACCUGGUCUACACGUCCGAUCUCUGGAACCUGAUGAACCGCUGCCAAAAUGAAGACGCAAGGUAUCGUCCGAAACUUCACCACCUGUACAACGAAACAAAGCUACGUAUGGAAAACUUCCGCGCCCUUGCACAGGCCGAAGGAGCAGAGGCAUUUGGAAAUGGCAUUCCCGACUGCUUCCACAGCAACGUUCUUUAUAAAAGGGCAGAUCGCAAGCGCUUCGAGACCGAUCCUGUCUUCCGCUCGAACUACAGGAAAGCAAAUCUGCGGCCCGUGUGGGAGAUCCUUGGCCCUCUACCACCUCAGAACGUGGCGCAGGCCGAACCGUCCAUACCGCUUGACGCAGACCAUUCUGUGCAUGUGAAUCGAGAGGACGGAGCGCAGGUUAACGAGCGGACGGGUCAGCAGCGGGGUAGGUUACCGGCGUAUGUGGAAACGAAGAUCGAGAAGAAGGAUAAAGAGAAAAGGAAGAGGACGGCGCGAGUGCAGCGGGGGAUCCGGGGGUUGUUGAGUCGAAUGAACUUCUUCUCCUAG